Molecule: messenger RNA, 1933 nt
Organism: Salvia splendens (bonfire salvia)
Lineage: Eukaryota; Viridiplantae; Streptophyta; Magnoliopsida; Lamiales; Lamiaceae
Product: violaxanthin de-epoxidase, chloroplastic
Exons: 2
Coding region: 160-1731 (523 amino acids)
Biological process (GO): xanthophyll cycle
Molecular function (GO): violaxanthin de-epoxidase activity
Source: RefSeq, a predicted model, not a curated record
AUGCGGUGAAAUAUAAUCGAUUCAAUUUGAUGCCACGAUACUCUUCUAGGAAAAUCUAGCUGAGAUGAUUCUUGAAUCUGUAUUUCCCGUAACUACUGAUUCAACUAAUCAAACCAAUUACCCAAAUUGAGAGAAAUUCGAUUCAUUUCCACCUCUACAAUGACUACUCUUAGCAACUGUGCGGCGCCGCUCUCCUUCCUCCGCCGCAAAACCGCCGCUUUCCACCCCAGCCGUCGCUGCUUCUCGACUCGCACCGCCCGUCAAUUCUCCCGGUCAGUGACCUAUUCACCAAAUCGCCGCCGCCCAUCGAGUUGCUGCAGCAGCGCCGUCACAAAAAAUGACGCCGUAGCUGCGACGCCGCCACCGGAGAGUGAAAUUCGGGUUAGAAUCGUGGUUGUUGUUGGAGAGGGAAGCGUCAGCCCUCUCAAAUCCGCGCCUUGGUAUGACGUCAUGCUCCACACUGCCAAGAGAUUGAAAUGGGUAGACGAAGGGUAUGAAAUGGAGGUGUAUACUGACAAUGCUUGUCGAGAUGAGAAUGCAAUCACACACCAGUUUCACCAUGAUUUGAGGCAGGCAGAUAUUUUGCUGGUUGUUGCUGUUUCUGAUCAAGAAUCCAUUAAAUCAAUCCAGUCCUGUAGCCAAGACGUUGCCAAUAUCGUAUGUUUCGACUCGUCUCCAUCUCUACCGAACAAAUUAGGCGGAUCGCUCGUGCAAACAAAGGCUGUGAAGGAAUCUGAGGAAGUGGCGAAGUCAGUAAAUGAGGCGUGGAGCAGGCACAACUCGGAUGAUAUAAGGUUCUGUUUGCUGGUCAUCGUGAAUGCCUACGUCAAGCCGGUUCCUGUACUGAAGAACCUACGGGCGAAGGGCUUCUCGACGUUGAGCUGCAUGGUGAAGAACUGCGGCCCCCAAAUCUUGAACUGUUUGUUGGAUGACAAUUGCAGGAAGGCUCUACAAUGCUUGAACAAUUGCAGCCCGGUCGAUCAGGUCUGCAACUAUAAGUGCAUCGCAUCGUAUGAGAGCCGAGAGCUGGAGGAGUUCUCUCUAUGCGUUCUGCAGAAGCACAACUGCCUCGAGCUGGAUGCAAAAAUCCCGGAUAAGCCCUUUGUGGCCCCGAUGGCGCGUUUCCGGGAAGUGGAGCUGGACCAUGAGACCGCUGAGGAUCUGUUUGUCGGCUGGCUGGGGCGUUUGGAGUGGAGCUGGCGCGUCGUUGCUGGGCAGAAUCCGGCGUACGACCAGUUCCCGUGCCAGUACCAGCUCUUCUACAGAGGGAGGGCGAAAGGGUCGUUAUGGUACGAGCCAGUUUUUCAGGUGAGGACGCUGGACGGGGAUCUCGUGUGGAGGAGGAGGAGGUACCGGGUGAAGAGGGGGACAAGGCCAGGGACGUUCUACUUCAGCGUGCUGGAUAAUGGCGUGGUGUCGAAUGAGAUGUGGACGAUUGUGGAUGUGGCUGAUGAUCUCGGGUGGGGUUUGUUUCACUACCACGGUGCGGCUAGAGUUGCAGGGCAGUCGUACACGGGGGCGGUGCUAGUGAGCCCGACUGGGGCCUACCCGGACGAGAGCCAGCUAGGGAAGGUGGGAUCUGCAUUAGAGAAAUGCAGCAUAAAGGAAUGGGAGGUUUUUGAUGUUGAUAAUUGUUCUUGUGAAAAUCCACCUUUGGAUUUGCCAGAAGAUUCUAGAUUGCAUUCUAAAUUGAGUGUCGAAUCUUUGGAAGAUAGUUCUGCAAGUGUUUGACGAGAAUGUCUUAAUUGAGACAUGAAAGAGGUUAGAAUGUUUGUCCAAUAUUGUGAAAAUGAUUUAUAGAGUUCCACAUUUGAAAUUUGUUGUUAUAAAAGAGUUUGAAAUGGGGUCAGAAUUCAUAGGUCAUCGAUGCCAAGAAUUUAGUAGUAGCGAGAAUAAAAAGAUUUGUAAAUGGGGCAGAAUUUAUAUGUGAAAG